Aspergillus mulundensis is the source of this 1776-nucleotide messenger RNA. Its product is annotated as Zn(II)2Cys6 transcription factor. Gene Ontology annotation, cellular component: nucleus. Gene Ontology annotation, molecular function: zinc ion binding; DNA-binding transcription factor activity, RNA polymerase II-specific; transcription cis-regulatory region binding. Gene Ontology annotation, biological process: positive regulation of transcription by RNA polymerase II. The record is from RefSeq and is a predicted model, not a curated record. The coding region runs from base 1 to 1776 and encodes 591 amino acids. The transcript has 4 exons. NCBI's taxonomy places the organism in Eukaryota, Fungi, Ascomycota, Eurotiomycetes, Eurotiales, Aspergillaceae.
AUGCCGCAAUACAAAACCUCGAAUCUUCGGAGACGAACUAAGUCGCGGGCUGGAUGUCUCAAAUGCAAGCAAAGGCGUAUUAAAUGUGAUCUCAGGGAUCCUGCAUGCGCACAGUGUGAGAAGGUCGGGCUCAGCUGUCCUGGGUACAAGAGGGGCUUAAGGUGGUCUUACAAGCACGAAUUACUCAGGGAUGAACAACCAGUUCACCAAGGGAAUUGUGGCAAAAUUCGAAAAGUGGAAAAAGCCAACAAGCUGCCAGCCCCUAUUACUGCAGGGAUAAGGAAAACGUCCACCCGCACAGCGGAGAGAAAGAGAUCAAUCGUUAGACACGCCUGCUUCAGGAGAACAACCAGCCCCGUCCCACAUGUCUAUCUCGAGAUCCCAACCGACCAGUUAUUGAGACAUUACUUCACGAUAGUCUGCAGCACGAUCUCAGCUCACGACUCCCCGCAAAACCCAUUCCGCUGCCUGGUGGCAGCACUCAUCCCCACCUAUCCACCCCUGCUCCAUGCAGUGCUGGCCCUGUCCGCCGCACAUCUCCAGCAGCAUGAGAAAUACGGGGGAAGGCAGGCACUUGAAUACAAGACCGAGGCUAUGUCAAUGGUCGCGGCGCAUAUCUCGCACCUUAAUAACGGCGCCGUUGCCAUUUCAGCACCCUCCAGCAGGAACACGGGUACAACCGCUCUGCUUCUGACCGUUAUAUUUAUGGGAAUCAUCUCGAAAUGGAAUCCAACGGAAGACGACGCCAACAAUGCCACCAUAAUUGACACCCUGCACCUUCAAGGCGCGCGUGCGAUCUUCAAGCACUGGAUCGUCGGCACAAACCCACAACUCAUCCGACCAGCGCCAUACCAUUUACAUGCCACCUUCUUUGUGGGCAUCCUUGCGUGCUGGGAAGCAUUCUCGUCGUUCUACGUUGACCAGGACCUGAACACAGUCGAUUACCUAUGGGCGUAUGCUUACCCAGGGUCUGAGGCAGAUGCUCCCAACCCAUAUACCGGAAUCAGCACGUCGCUGUUUAUCUACAUGGCCAAAGUAGGGACAAUCUCCAGGCAGCUCCAUAGAUUGAAAUGGCAGCGCUUGGAAACGUGGGAUGCGUGGGAGAAUGCCCAAGAGGCAGGGGCAUACUUGAACCUGCUGCAAAAGGCGCAGGAGAUCGAAGACGCAGUGCGCGGAUUUCCAGUCCCCCGGCUGCACGAUCACAGCUCCAAGGGCGACCAUGCCCCUUCGCCCGCACAAGAAGCAGAGGAUCCCACCACAUGGCGCAGCGGAUUCUGCACCCUAAGCCGUGUGUAUCGGCUCUGCAUCCUCCUCGAGCUGUACCGCGUGUUCCCCGAGCUGAUCCCACUGGUCUACGCUUAUAGCGAUACGCCACCUGCGACUAGCUCGUACCCUAGCCCGCGCACAAAGCCGCUCCUCCUUGCCCUCGCAACACAGGUCAUCGCCUUGCUGAUGUCCCUCCCAAAGACGCCGGGCACGAAAGCGAUCCCGAUGCUCCCGUUGAUUGUUGCGGGGAGUGCGUUACAGCGAGGCACGGAGUCUAACUCUGCUGUUGCGGUGAUGUACGGACGGUCGGUUGUUUCGCAGAAAUUGAGCUCGAUGUCUAUCUACUGCAGUGCGGACUCUGUGGACCAGGCAAAGGGGAUUGUUGAGGGGGUGUGGAUGAGCGCGGAUCAUGGAUGGAAUACCUUUGAUACUGAUGUGAAUGAGGGGUUUGUGUUUGUGGAUUGGACUGAUUUUAUAAUGGAGAAGGGGGUCGGUGAUCUUGCUGGGUAG